AACUUUGGAAACCAACCCAACUAUGGAUCCUGAGGAUGAUGGCGGUGACAGUCGCAGAGCAGAUCUCGAGGUGGACCAGGACGAUGAGUUUGAUUCAUCACCUCGACCUGCAAAACGACGUAGAACAACUACAGCAGCAUUGGUAGCCAAGACCAAAAAGCAACCGGCAGUUCGCAAGGCAGCUGCUACCAAGAAACCGGCCGCAAAGAGGAAGGCAGUAGAUGAAAGUCCCAUCGUUAAUGGCGAAGAAGACGCGUUUGGUCCUCCGGUUACUGCAGCAAAACCAAAACGCAAGGCACGAGUCACGAAAAAGGCUACAAUCAAAGACGACGAGAGUCUGCUCGGUGAUUCGGAUGACACCAUAGGACGGAGUGCCACCAAAACAAAGACAAACUCACGAAAACGGGCUUCUACUGGAUCUGGAUCUGAAGAUCUCGAAGACGAGGACGACAGGAAAGUUGUGAAACCGAAACACCGCAUCCAUGUACCGGCUAUGCAAGAUCUCCUUGUGGAUAGAUUCGCAGACGAAGAGCCACCAGAGUCUUCUGCUCCCUGGAGUAUCAGAGGUCCCAUCUGGAAGAAGGAUGUACUGGUUGCGAAGGCGAAGCAGUCGCCUGUGUCGCAAACACCAGCUCGUCAGCCAUCACUACUGAAAAGCACCCUCAAUCAUUCCGCCUUGAGAAGGAACGACGAAAUUCAACAUCGCUCAACGCAACCUCGCCACCCAUCUCCGGCAGCGAAUCAGGUAGUUGUCAAUCACCCAGUCGUUCACGAUGCUCGACCGCCGACGGCAGCCGCUGCAACACCAACUGUGAACUCUGACUGGGGAGACAUGAGCGAUGACAUUGAUACUGAGCUUCUGAUGGGUUUAGUAGCUGAUCGUCCUCUUCAAGCCAACAACGUGUCAAAGAAUCAGCCCUUCCUAGAAGAUUCUAGUGGAGACGACUUUGACACUGAGGAUCUCAUCAUGCUGGAGCAGGAUGUUCCGAAAGCGAAGGAGGUGAUACCUUACAGAUCUCCGCCGCGUAGCCCAGCUCCGGUGAAGGUCGCCUUUGUCGAACCUGUCGCGUUAUCACGAACAACCGCGCCUCCACGGGCAACUUUGUUAUCACGGACGACCGCACCAUUACGACCGCCAGCCGCACCAGUAGAAGACUUCGCAGACGAACUUGCAGACUUGCCAUCAGAUGCUUUCGACUCUGAUGAUCAGACUCCUGCUAAGAACCUUGGAGGCGCAAUUUGUAUAUCCUCAUCACCACCUAAAGUCUCAGCGGCGAGAACUGUGUCGGCAUCGAAGCCAAAUCUUGCUCCUCCGCGUGGGGGGCUAGUACAGAAGACUUUGUUUGGUGGAACGGUUGUACCGAUGGGCCCAGCUACGCAGGCCAAAAAGCAACAUGCCUGGCCAUUGGCAACACAGAGAGAACCAGCGACCCAUCACAAACUCAAUGAAGAAGCGACUAGAACUUGGGUCUAUCCUACCAAUCUGGGCACCACCCGCGACUAUCAAUUCAAUAUCGUCAGCCGAGGCCUUUUCCACAACCUACUGGUUGCCUUGCCCACUGGUCUCGGUAAAACAUUCAUUGCAGCCACGAUUAUGCUGAACUGGUUCCGCUGGACGGAAAGUGCGCAGAUCGUUUUUGUGGCGCCUACCAAGCCUCUUGUUGCUCAACAAGUUGAUGCGUGUUUCAACAUCGUAGGCAUCCCUCGUUCACAAACCGUCAUGCUUACUGGUGAGACCUCACCUGGCUUGAGAGCAGAAGAAUGGAAAUCAAAACGAGUAUUCUUCAUGACUCCUCAGACAAUCAUCAACGAUCUCAAGACUGGUCUCUGCGAUCCGAAGCGGAUUGUGCUGAUAGUAGUUGAUGAAGCUCAUCGUGCAACAGGCAACUACGCAUAUGUCGAAGUCAUAAAGUUUGUACGCCGGUUCAAUACGAGCUUCCGUGUGCUUGCUCUGACUGCUACACCCGGUUCUGAUGUCCCAGCGGUACAGCAAGUCAUUGAUGGCCUAGACAUAUCACGUUGUGAGAUUCGCACGGAGACAUCUCUGGACAUCAGACAAUACGUCCACAGUCGUGAUAUUGACGUCGUUAAGUUCGAUUACUCUGAAGAGCAACAACUGAUCAUGGAGCUUGCCGGAAACGCCAUUCGCCCUGUGCUUAUGAAGCUCGCAAGUCAGAACGCUUACUGGAAUAAAGAUCCGAUGAAGCUUACUGCCUUUGGUUGCACUGAGGCUCGUAGGAAGUGGUUCAUGACUGACGCUGGCAAGAAGGCACCACAGGCAGUCAAAGGCAUGGUCAACAGUAUCUUCGUUGUGCUAGGAAGUCUUGGUCACUCGAUCUCGAUGCUCAGGUUCCAUGGUAUCACGCCCUUCUACAAUGGCAUGGUAGAAUUCAGAAACAAAGUCGACGGAGGGGAGCUCAAGGGCAAAUACGGAGCACAAAUUCGUGAUGACGAGAACUUCACCAAGAUGAUGAACAUGAUGCUGACCUGGACUCGCAAUCCCGAGUUUCUGGGACAUCCGAAGCUGGAACAUCUCCGAGGCGUUGUCUUGAACCACUUCCUCGAUGCUGAGGAGAAGGCUGCCUUGCCAGGUGGGCAGCCCUCAAGCACAAAAAUCAUGAUAUUCGCAGCGUAUCGCGACAGUGCUGAGGAGAUUGUUCGCGUGCUGAACCGAAGUCAACCUAUGAUCAGACCACACGUGUUCGUGGGUCAAGCAGACUCGAAGAACUCGGAAGGUAUGAACCAGAAGCGCCAACUGCAAGUCAUCAAAGAGUUCAAGGAAGGCAAAUACAACACUCUUGUCGCCACUUCCAUCGGUGAGGAAGGUCUUGAUAUCGGAGAAGUCGAUCUCAUCGUCUGCUACGACGCCUCUGCAUCACCGAUUCGAAUGCUUCAGCGCAUGGGUCGUACUGGGAGAAAGCGCAAGGGUAACAUUGUUCUCCUACUGAUGAACGAAAAGGAAGUUCCCGAUUUUGAAAAGGCAAAGGACAACUACGAGAAGAUGCAGGGCAUGAUCGCUUCUGGCAAGGACUUUACUUUCCACGACGACAGAUCACCUCGCAUUCUCCCCAGAGAGACUCUGCCUACUGUGGACAAGCGGACCGUCGAGAUUCCUGUCGAGAACUCGCAAGCUGAGCUUCCCGAGCCCAAGCGUCGCGGAAGAGCUCCCAAGGCACCGCCCAAGAAGUUCCAUAUGCCCGACAAUGUGCGAACGGGAUUCGUCGCGGCAGGCAAUAUGGAUGAUGAAGACGCCGAGGAACUUGUGCCUCGCGGCAAAGGCAAGACCAAGAAAGCGACUGCUGCUUCGAUCAAGAAGAUGUUCCGCGCCCCGCCAGGUAUCGAGGCAAUCGCCAUACCAUCAUUGGACGCAGUCUAUCUAAACAAAGUCCAAGAGCGAGAGCUUGAACGCAAAUACAAGUACGUUAUGGACACGGAUGGUGGAGCUCCGACUGUCGGUCUACCACGACUCGAUCGAUUUUCUGACGCUUUCCCUGGACCGACAAAGUACAUCGCUCAUGGAAAAGGCUCAUUGUUGGCAUCUGGCUUGAUGCAACAGCUAGGUGACAUGAACAGCGAGGUUGUGCAGGGCUUCAAAGAUAACUUCCAUCAGUCAGAUCUUGAAUUUGAUGUGUCCGAGAUGCUAGGAGACCCAACUGUGGUGGAGACCUCUGAUGCUGAUCUACCUGUCAUUAAAGCAACCAAAGCUAGGAAGGCGCCUGCGCAACCGAAAGUACCUAAAGCUCCUAAGGCGCCAAAAGAGCCGAAAGCACUCAAGGCAACUAGAGUUCCCAAGGCUUCCAAAGCCCCUAGACCACCUAAAGAGCCUCCCGCAGCUAAAACGCCUAGACCUCGCGGUCGACCAAAGCAACAAGCCCCAAGAAGAAACAGCUCGGAUAUGGAAGGCUCAGACUCCAGCCCGGAGCCAACACCCGCACACCUCCGCCUCGGCACCCAAGGCAUUGAUCUCGGCUCCGCAGAUACGUCCGGCGAAGAAGGCCACUCACAGGACGACGAGCCAGACUCCGAGCUCGACGAUUUCGUAGUCGGAAGUGAUGCACCCAUUGAAUUUGCCUCUAGCUCUCAACCGCUUGCUCAUAACCCUCCAAAGAAAAACAGACUCAAUUUGUUUACGCAAGAGGAUAUUGCUGAGGAGAGUGAGGAGGAGUUGCCGGAUUUCGGAGCGUCUAGUAGGAAGGAUGUUGAGGUUUUGUCGGAUGCGGAUGAGGAUGUUCCCUUGAGGAGACAAUUGGGGAGGAGGAGACAGGUUGUUGAUGAUGAUAGUGAUGAGUGAGUAGUAGUCGUUGUGUAGCUAUUCUUGUGCUAUAGCUUUCUUGCGCUCAACACACUCCACAGUCACACUGAGUGUUGUUGGCCACUCUAGCGUGCAGGUGCUCGGCGAACCUUCUCACAGAUCUAUAGUGGCGUCCAUUUGGCAUACCAUAGAGAAAGAAGUCUCCCUGUCUAACGUUGUGGCUGUUGACU
Aureobasidium subglaciale EXF-2481 is the source of this 4482-nucleotide messenger RNA. RefSeq lists its product as uncharacterized. Lineage: Eukaryota; Fungi; Ascomycota; Dothideomycetes; Dothideales; Saccotheciaceae. The transcript is spliced from 2 exons. Bases 23 to 4291 code for a protein of 1422 amino acids. The record is from RefSeq and is a predicted model, not a curated record. Gene Ontology annotation, biological process: interstrand cross-link repair; double-strand break repair via synthesis-dependent strand annealing; replication fork reversal. Gene Ontology annotation, molecular function: hydrolase activity; four-way junction helicase activity; 3'-5' DNA helicase activity.